GUCGAGUGCACGGAAGUCCGCGCUACCAAGUUCUUACCGGCAGAGUUCGAUCGAUUUUACCGUAUCCCAGUGCGCAGGGAAUCUACGAGAGAGGUAUAAAACGUAAGAUACGAAAACGGGUUUCCAACAUGUAAGGAAAAUGGAAGAUGAAGUUCGCAGUUUGGAGCGCGGCGGGAAGGCAUCCGUCGGACUCUCGUGAGCGAGCGAGGUGGAGACUGGAGGAGACGGACAGAGUGAGCGGGUGAGAGUGAGAGAGAGGGGGAGGGCACGAGAGAGAGAAAACCACAAAAAGCGCAACGAGUGUGAAGUGGGAGAGGAGAGGCGGGGGAACGAGAGGUCCGAGUGGUGCCGCCAACGGAUUGUGGGAGAUCGUCGUCGAGGGAGUCAUAAAAGCCGAGGGCGGGCUGCGCGCUGAGCUGCACUGUGGAGGUAGUAUGCGACGACUCAGCAUGAAGAACAAGCACAGAAAGUCCGAGACGGCGAGCGACAGCGAGUCGGAAGAAAAUGUCGGCGCACGCGCGCUCGGCGGCGACGCAGCUGGCAACGGCGAGAUGCAGGCCGGCAGAAACAACAACGCGCAAAAGUCCGCCACGAAGAGACGCUCGUCGCGCGGUGCAUCGCUGCACAAGCCGGCGGCGCAGGCGGACGGCGACGACGAGGACCUCGACGCGGUAGAGUCGGAAGAGUGGGAAAACGGCGAAAAGACGACCGCCGGUCAGAAAUCGCACCAGAGUAAGCGCCGGAAGAAGGAGGAUCAGCAAGCGUCCACCUCUGCCCGCGACAAGUCCGACGAGGAGUACGAGGUAGAGAGACUUAUGAAUCUUCGUACCAUUAAAGGUCGGCGACAAUUUUUGGUACGGUGGAAAGGCUAUGGAGAAAUCGCAGACACUUGGGAAAAUGAGAAAGAUUUGAAUUGUCCUGACUUGAUGAAACAAUAUUUUAUCGAGGAAGGGGAAAAGGAAGAAAUGAAGUCGUUAAAAGUGGUCAAGACAGAUAAAUCUAAAAAGUCUAAAGUUUCCUCCAAAAAAUCGUUGGAAAAUAACGAGCAAAACGAUAAAGAGACUGCGAAGGAAUUCGAGGUUGAAAAAAUAAUCGAGGUGCGUUUUAAGAAAAAUGGCACAAAAGAAUUCUUAAUCAGAUGGAAAGGAUUCGGUGCAGCCGAUGACACCUGGGAACCCGAAAAGAAUCUGAAUUGCUCGGAACUCAUCGCGAGAUUUAUGCAGAAGGUAGAAAAAGCAAAGACCUCCGAAAUGCGUGAACUGAGAACAAAUCGAGUACACACUAAACGAUACACAUUGGCGACAUAUGACAGCGGCAGAAGAUUGUCGAAACGUAACAGAGAUAAGCAAAGGGCGACUUAUCAUGAAUGCGAUGAAUAAGGAACAUUGCAGUCUCAAUAUCUUUAUUUUAUUCAAAGAAUUUGCAUACACACAUAUAUAUAUAUAUAUAUAUAUACAUAUAGUCCGUAGUUCUACAAAAGAAUGGAAGGUACUUUGUAAGAGAGAGAGAGAGAGAGAGAGACAAAAAGAAAUAUAUCAAAACACGAAUAAUUUGCUAUUACAAUAUUAGAAGUAUGUAAUGUAUGCACGUCCUCUCUUCGAGGAUGAUAAAGAGUCCGUGUGAAUAAGAUAUAUAAUUAGCAUAUAAAUAGAUAUAUGUGUACACACAUACAUAUAUAUAUAUAUGCGCGUGCAUAUGUGCAUAUGUAUUUAUUAAUGCGAAAAGAUUGAGUUUUCAUGAUACUUAUAUUAAACGCGAAUUGACACUAUUGACACUAAUUGUAAGAAUACUAAUUUGUUUAAGUGCGAUACGGAGAAAAAGAUUUAGAUGAUUUUUCGUCUUUUGACCUCGUAAUUGGCUAAAAGUGCCCAAGACUUAAUGAUGAUAAAAAGAAUUGAUUCAAAAUGUGUAGCAAAAAAAAGUUAUUUUCUCCGGCGUGGCGUAUACAUUUUGAGAUGUGCACAGAAUAUAAAAGUUGUGUUGGAGUAA
This is a messenger RNA of Vollenhovia emeryi, 1989 nucleotides long. RefSeq names its product chromobox protein homolog 5-like. The transcript is spliced from 6 exons. Gene Ontology annotation, biological process: negative regulation of transcription by RNA polymerase II; chromatin organization. Gene Ontology annotation, molecular function: chromatin binding. The coding region runs from base 435 to 1379 and encodes 314 amino acids. Lineage: Eukaryota; Metazoa; Arthropoda; Insecta; Hymenoptera; Formicidae. The record is from RefSeq and is a predicted model, not a curated record. Gene Ontology annotation, cellular component: pericentric heterochromatin.